Molecule: messenger RNA, 3204 nt
Organism: Canariomyces notabilis
Lineage: Eukaryota; Fungi; Ascomycota; Sordariomycetes; Sordariales; Chaetomiaceae
Product: trypsin-like serine protease
Exons: 6
Coding region: 1-3204 (1067 amino acids)
Biological process (GO): proteolysis
Molecular function (GO): protein binding; serine-type endopeptidase activity
Source: RefSeq, a predicted model, not a curated record
AUGCAUGCCAACCUACUACGUAGUACGCCAUCUCGGCUUGUCCUACAUGACUUGAUACAUGCCAGGACGGACGAGAGAGCUGCUGCAGCUGCAUCGCGCAAGUUACUACCUCUUGCUGCCUUUAUGUCAUGCCCUGGUAGUACGCAGUACUUUGUCAACUUUCACAACCAUUCAAAGCUUGAGACUCUGGUGCUCUCCGACGCCGAACCCAUGGACGGCGUUGAUGCGACUUCUUCUCCCACAGAGCCCUAUGACACGGGCGGCGGGCCUCUGAAGCUGCUCAAAUGCCUCGCUCUUGCCAGUCAACGUGGUCUUCGCAGGCCGUUCGCCAGAUGGGGUGUGGCCACCGACAGUGCCUACAAAGGUAUUGUGUCGAUUCACUGGUGUAGCCCCUUCCCUUUCGACAUGGGGGAUGCGUUUACCGGAGAGGCGACCGGGUUUGUCGUCGCUAUCCGUGGUCGCACAGGGCUUAUUUUGACGAAUCGUCAUGUUGUUGGCCCCGGGGGGUUCUGGGGUUUCUGCAUUUUCACGAACCAUGAGGAGGUGCCCGUUGUACCAAUCUACCGAGACCCCGUCCACGAUUACGGCAUCUUGUUGUUCGACCCCACACUCCUCAGAGAUAUGCAAGUAAAGGCACUUCCGCUUAAACCAAAUGCGGCGAGAGUCGGCAAGGAGAUCAGACUUGUUGGCAAUGACGCCGGUGAGGGGGUGAGCAUCCUGCCCGGUGUCCUUAGCAGAAGGGACUGCAAUCCACCAUCAUAUGACUCUAGUUACAACGACCUCAAUAUCAACUACUUCCAGGCUAGCAGCGAUGCUUCUAGCGGUAGCUCGGGCAGUCCAAUCAUUGAUAUCCAUGGUUAUGCCCUCGCGAUGCAAGCCGGUGGACUAGACGACGCGGCAACAAAUUACUUCUUACCCCUCGAUCGGCCAUAUCGCGCGUUGGAGUGUUUACAAAAAGAGAAAGACAUCACUCGAGGCGAUAUCCAAUGCCGAUUCCUCCUCAAGUCUUUUGAGGAGUGCGAAAGGUUGGGUUUUCCGGACCGUUUGAGAAAGGAGGUCCAGGACAUGUUUCCAGGUCCCCAAACGACAAAUAUGAUUGUGGCAGCGACCGUUCUUCCCCAGGGGCCUUCAGACGGCAAGAUUCUGGAGGGUGACAUUCUUAUUAAGGUCAAUAGUGAGAUUGUUAUCCACUUCGCCCGCCUAGACGAAAUUUUGGACUCCAGCGUUGGCCACAGUGUUGUAUUUCUCCUGCUCCGUCAGGGUACAGAAGUUACGGCGGCGAUUGAGGUCGGCGACCUACACAAGAUUACCCCCGACCGCUUUGUUUUGUUCACCGGCAUCGGGUUCCAGACUCUUUCCUACCAACAAGCCCUCAUCCAUCGUAUCCCUUGCAAAGGCAUUGUCGUAUGCGGGGAAGGUCGUGUCCCCUGGGGACACUGGCUGAUUCAGAGGUUAAACCACCAGGCCGUCCCUAACCUCGAGUCAUUCAUCGACGUCGCGAAAACCAUCCCAGAUAGGGCAUUCGUUAAGACCAUUCGGGUCAGUCGACGCUGGUACCCGAGGAUAGAACUGGCGGUGAGAAACGACAAGACUGGGCUGUGGGACUUUGAAGUCAUCGCCAAAGCCCCGCCGAAUGCGAUUCCUCAGAGCCCUCUGACCGCCUCAUUUCCAGAGCUCAGUAUUGAGGAUCCCGCGUUUCCUAGUGUUGUCAGUUACGCCCGCAGUUUUACUCGUGUCACGUUUGACAUGCCAGUUGACCUCAAUGGCGAGAGGGCGCCUACCAGAUCGGGAGUGGGGAUUAUCAUGGAUGCAGCUCGGGGUCUUGUGUUAGUUUCAAGAGCUACUGUCCCACACGAUUUCGGCGACAUUCAUAUCACCAUUGCUGGCUCUAUCAAUGUCGACGCCAACGUCUUGUUCCUUCACCCUGAGCACAACUACUCCAUCAUCCAGUAUGACCCUUGUAUGGUUGAAGCUCCAGUGUUCAGCGCGGCACCGAGUAAAGACGAGAUACGUCAGGGUGAGAAUAUCUACUUCCUCGGCCACGACGGGAGUCUCAACGACCACAUUUUGCACGAGAAGACAACCAUUACCAAAAUCUCACCUUUAUACAUAUCUCAUGUUGCGACCUCGGCACCGAGGUACCGCCCGGUCAACUUCGACGCGAUCAGUGUCAGAUCAGGGUUUGGAAGAUCCUGUGAAACUGGCGUCCUGGUUAGCACGACCGGUACAGUCGUAGCCAUUUGGCUGAAGUACCUCGAGCAACGUGAGGAAGGGGAGGAAGUGUUCUACUGCCGGGGCUUUUCCACCAAAACCAUCUGGCCCGUAGUAUCGCAAAUCCAGGACGGACGUCAGCCCAGCCUACGAAUUCUGCCCGCUCGGUUUCGAGCUCUUACAAAGGCUGAGGCACAAGCCAGUAAUGUCUCUAGAAAAUGGAUCUCUCAACUGGAAUCUAGCCAUUCGACGCGACACCAGCUUUUGGAAGUACAUAAUCCGACCAGUACAGUCAGCUGCGAGGGCUCGGAGGACAACGAAGGCUACAUGCUCGAGUCGGGCGAUAUCCUGCUUACCCUCAACGGCAAGCUCAUCACCGAGAUGUCGCAGUUGGACUACAUGCAUUGGAGUGACAAGAAGGAGCUGGUGGCCGAAAUUGUGCGCAAUGGUGAAGAGCAGAAGCUCACGCUCCGGACCGUUGCAGCUAACGACGUGGAGUCCACACACGCUAUCUCCUUCUUGGGUGCGAUCCUGCAACCGCCGUACCACGCUGUUCGACAGGAAGUCAGAGAAUACCAUAGCGGAGUCUACGUCUCAAGGGUUCAUGAUGGCUCCCCCGCUCGGCUGUUCGGCCUCUUUGAAGGUAGCUUCAUCACCGAAGUCAACAAGUCGGAUACCCCAAAUCUAGAGUUAUUUCUCACUGCUAUAGCCAAAAUCGAGGACAAUACAUAUUUCAAUAUGACGGUAGUCUACAACGAUCAUCGUAUUGUCAAGGCCUUUAAGCAAAAUCUGCGAUACUUUCCUACUCGACGGUGGAUCAAGAAGGGGCACGAGUUUGUAUCCUCGUCAGCAACAAUCGGAAAACCUAGGGCGUGCGCGCCCUCGACAGAGGAAAGUUCGAGAGAUCGAUUAAUGAACGGGUGGGAUAUCAUCGUCUUUAACCCCAACCCACUAUCACAAUACCUACUAUGUCCAUAUAGUUACCUAAAAUGA